Messenger RNA from Panicum virgatum (switchgrass), 2185 nucleotides. RefSeq names its product glucan endo-1,3-beta-glucosidase 7-like. Gene Ontology annotation, biological process: carbohydrate metabolic process. The transcript has 5 exons. NCBI's taxonomy places the organism in Eukaryota, Viridiplantae, Streptophyta, Magnoliopsida, Poales, Poaceae. The record is from RefSeq and is a predicted model, not a curated record. Gene Ontology annotation, molecular function: hydrolase activity, hydrolyzing O-glycosyl compounds. Bases 153 to 1832 code for a protein of 559 amino acids. Gene Ontology annotation, cellular component: plasma membrane.
CAUGAGUUCGCUGCGCACCCCCAAUCAGGGCACGAAUCAAGGCACUACUCGGCCUUUGGGCCGAGUUGGAGAAGAUCAUCUAACAGCUUACUCCAGCACACAGACGGUGCAGCGAUUCAACUUCCCAUCGCCCUCAGCGGAAGCAGGACUUGAUGGCUGCGCAUGCUCCUCUGCUCGUCGUCCUCCUCGGCCUGACAUUGCCACUGCUCUUCUUCCCCGGUGCAGAAGCGGGCGAGGUGGGCGUGUGCUGGGGGACUGUGGCGGACAACCUGCCGAGCCCAGCGGCGGUGGUGCAGCUGCUGAAGCGGCAAAGCAUCACGAUGGUGAGGAUCUACGACACCGACCGUGGGGUGAUCAGAGCUCUGGCCAACACCGGCAUCAAGCUCAUGGUGUCGCUGCCCAACGAGCAGCUGGCCUCCGCGGCCUCCAGCCCGCCGUUCGCGCGCCAGUGGGUGCAGGACAACGUGGCGGCGUUCUACCCCACCACGCGGAUCAACGGCGUCGCCGUGGGGAACGAGGUGUUCGACAUGGCCAAGGGCCUGACCCAGCAGCUCGUCCCGGCCAUGAGGAACGUGCAGGCGGCGCUGGCUGGCCUGGGCCUCGACGGCGCCAUCAAGGUGUCCACGCCGGUGGCGUUCACCGCGCUCAAGAAGUCGUGGCCGCCGUCGGAGGGCGCGUUCCAGGACGACAUCGCGCAGUCCGUGAUGAGGCCCAUGGUCGCCUUCUUGAGGCAGACGGGCUCACCCUUCAUGAUCAACGUCUACCCAUUCAGGGCCUACUUGGACGACCCACAGCACAUCAGCGUCGCGUACUGGACGUUCCAGCCCAACGACGGCGUGGUCGACCCCGACACCGGCCGCAGGUACUACAACCUCUACGACGCCCAGAUGGAUGCCGUCCGCUACGCGAUACGGAGCGUGUCGCCUGGUAGCGUCAGGGCCUCGGUGACGACCCAAGACGCAGGUGGGAACGACGACGACAUACUGCUGACCAGUUCAGAAAUCGGGUGCUCCGAUUGGAAGAUCCCAAAGAAACAUUGCAAAAACUUCGCCAACGGGCUCAUCGCGCACACGCUAGGCGCCAGCUCCGCUCGUGCCAAGCACACCAGCGGCCUCCUCGACAGCGUCGGCGCCGGCGCCGGCGCCACCUCCGCGUACAUAUUUGCUCUCUUCAACGAGGACAAGAAGAGCGACGACUCGGAGCGCAACUUCGGGCUGUUCUACCCCGACAUGCAGCCGGUGUACGACGUCGACUUCGUCCACGGCAGCGGCCCCGUGACCCCGGCGCCGGCGCCGGCGAGCAGCUGGUGCGUGGCGAACGCGGGGGUCGGGGACGCGCGAAUGCAGGCGGCGCUGGACUACGCGUGCGGCCACGGCGCGGACUGCGGCGCCAUCCAGCCCGGCGCGCGGUGCUUCAGCCCGGACACCAAGGUCGCGCACGCCACCUACGCCAUGAACGACUACUACCAGCGCCAUGGGCGAGCAAGCCAGGCUUGCGACUUCAACGGCGCCGGCUCCAUUGUCUACCAGCAGCCAAGCAUAUGCGACCCGAGCCAGGCGGCGAGCUGGUGCGUGGCGAGAGCGGAGGUCGGCGACGCGCGGCUGCAGGCGGCGCUGGACUGGGCGUGCGGACACGGCGCGGACUGCAGCGCCAUCCAGCGCGGCGGCCGGUGCUUCGAUCCGGAUACCAAGGUGGCGCACGCGUCCUACGCGUUCAACGACUACUACCAGCGCAACGGGCGAGCCAGCAGCGCCUGCGACUUCGCCGGCGCCGGCUCCAUCGUCUACCAGGCACCUAAGAUAGGCAACUGCCAGCUUCGGUCUAAGGCAUGAUCUCGAGGAAAGGUAGCGGACAGUGAAGACUAUGCUACUCGCAGCUUGCUAGAUGAGAAUACGAGAAGUAUGGGAAAAAAUAAACAGCUUUAUUAUUGUCUGACAAUAAGAAGUACAACUUCUAUCCUUUACCACUGAAUGAGGGAAAAAAGUUGUAAUAAUAAUUAUCAGAGCUCCUAAGCAAAUACUAGACGCAAGUCGUCAAGUGAGUGUAUCGAAAAAUAAGGCUCUUUGGAUAAGGUUCCAGUGUCUGUCAGAAUAAUAACCCAUGUGCUACUGAAAUAGCUGUUCAAAUUGACAGGUUGUCACAAAUUUAAUAUAAUGUUCCGGAGUGGCAUUUCAAUUUGAGCUUA